AUGCCUGCUGAUGAUCCGUUUGCUUUCCUGCCUGCCGAGCAGCCCAAGCCUAUGAAGAAGACCUCCCUUUGGAGAGAGAAGCUGUUCUCCAAGGAUAAGAACAAGGGUGCUGUGCCAGACAAACAAAUCGAAGACUUCCUUGCCUCAAACCGCCCCCGGACCGAAUCCCCUAUCGCGACCAAGGCAGAUCCUAGUCGACCCCCGCCCACCGUAUCCACUCAUCGAAUUCCUUCCUCCCACAAUGUCUCCAGCGCACAACCUCACCCACCUUCCGCGACCGAGAGCUAUGUCGCCUUCAGUCCGAUAGCAGAAACCCAAUCUCAGUAUUCCCAGAAACCCCAAAGGCCUCAAUCCCAGCUACCCCCGCAGCCUCAACCCCAGCAGCUGUCGCGGACCAAAACCCGGCGAAAGAACAAGGGACUUCGAGUGGGCUUCUCCGACCGAGCGCCUGAAGUUAUUGGGGAGGGAGGAGAUGAAUCGGAGGCACCUACCAUCGAGAUCUCAUGGUCUCGACAACGUGCGCGUGACCGACAGGCGACACAAGUCAAGCGCGCACCGUCGCGCUCUCCAAACCCGUCGAGAGACCUGCCGAAUCUGCGGGUGAACACAUCGCUGGGCGAUGGGAAUGAAACAAACCUCCCGCAAGACCUGCAGAGUGGGACAUCGCCAAGCCGAAAGCCGCUAGUCGAAAGCUCCAGCGAUGUAGACCUCUUGAAUACCCUCCAUAUAACCAAACCUGGCUCCCGUCUGUCCUUCCGAGGCUCGCCAGAUUCGCAUUCGUUCGCGGAGCGGGUGCGGAAUCAGAUGCAGGUGGAGGAAGCGCGAGCUUUGCACAAUCGGUACAACGAUGGCUCAUCCCCGGUGGAUGACGACGAGUACGAGGAUGAAGAUCUGUCGAGCCCCGUUCAACCUUCACACAGUCCCCACAGUCGCAGUCCCCAUAGCAAUCACGAGUCAGAAUCACUCUAUGAUACCCCCAUUUCGUAUACAUCCAAUGCGCCUUCGGUCAAAUCGAUCGUCCACUCGAUUCGAAACCCUCCAAGCCCGGUAGUCAGUCGCAAUACUACCAAUCUCAGUCCAGUCGACCCGCGACUACCCCCUCAACUAACACCUGGGAGCCCAGGAAAGGUCGUACCAACACCACCCAAAUUUCCUACCCAGACUUCUCCAGUGGCCCCUCAAGCUACGCCUCAGAUCCCUCAGGUCCCUCCCCAGGCUCCUUCACAGGCCCUUACCCGGGAACCUUCUACAAUGAACCGACUUGGUUCUAGUGAGGCGAGUCGCGAACCAUCGCGAAGCCCCCAACCACCCAAAUUCUCGCUGCGGAAUGUGGCUGCUCAAGUCGGUGACACUGCAUUUACAGAAUUUAAAGGCUAUGUCGCCCGGUACGACAGUCUUCUUCGACUCGCUGCAGAGAGUGUCAAACCGCUUAUGGAGACAUCCUUGGCGGAAUGGAUCCGGGCCUCGAUUUGGUGGUUUUUGCGGGGAAAGACACGGCUGGAGACCUAUGCGCGCACUCGGGCCAAUUGUCCCCCUAGCUACGCGAAACAAGCCGUUAUUGAUCUUGGGAAGGCAUUCUGGAUCAAUGAAAACAUUGUACCAGUUCAUCCCGAGCUCUCCAGGUAUGGUCAGCAGAUGGGAAUUGACGCCCUCUUGGCUGUUGCCAAUACAACGGGUGAUAAGGAGAUGGUGGAUCUUCUCAGUCUGCAUCAGACCACCCUCAACCAUUUGCGGUCGCUGUCCAUGUCGAUCAAGCGCAAUAAUAUCAUUGCCCUCAUCGAUGAAGACGAUGCAUCUCCGAACCAUCUGGACACCAGUGUCUGGCUACGCUAUCCGUUCUUUGCACCAGAUGUGUCGGCGGUGCUAUCCGGAUCGGCCAAGAGAUCUAUGUUGGCCGACAAACCGGGAAAGGCACCAAGUAUGGCCUACACGAUGCCCCUCGGAGACACGUCUCGCUACUUUAGCUAUGGCAGCAUGUUCGUUCAGGCCUCUGUGAGCUCCAGCGAGGAUGAUAGUCAACAGUAUUCCAUGCCAUGUUGCCUUGCCAUUAUUCGGGAGCGGGCAGACUGGUACGUCUUCGCAGCGAUCACGAGCCAAAGCCAGCUUGUCAAUGUCAUGAUCCAAUCCGAUCGCAAACAGGGACCUACUUGGGAAGAUGUGGAAUGGCAAGCCCGUACCUACUCUAUGCGAGUCAAGCUCCCUCGAGGAUUCGAAUUGGAUGUGAUGUUCAAGGAGGAAGAUUUCAAAACCCUCUGGAACAUCGUCAAGUACACCCAGAAAUCUGAGGCGAGUCUUGCCCCAGAGGCGGGCGAAACCGUUGUGUAUGAAAACACAGUGAAAGUGUUCCAAUACAUGGACCCGGGAACUACCAAGGCUUUCCCACCCGAGCCAUUGGAGCGUUGUCGAAUUCGCUUGUUCGAGCGAUCGGUUACAAUCAAGGAAGGCACUGGAACGCGAAAUGCGCACCGUGGAUUCCGAUUGACCGUUCUGACUAGCCCCAAGGUGAAAACACUCAGCAGUGUGAAGCAUCUCCUAGCCCAUGGAACACCCGUGGUGUUUGGUCUUCUGAGAGGAGAAGAUGGGUCUCCUGCGCUUGUUCUGAAGGUCACGGAAGACGGCCGCACAAGAUCUAUGCUCUUGACUUUCCACGACGUAGAAGAACGCACUAAGAUGCAUGCCGUGUUGUUGGGCAUGGCCCCGCGCGAGUUGGAGUCUAAGGGUCGCGAAAUUCCUCUCCGGUCUUAUGUCAUUGAAGAACCAGCCGACCAAGCAAGCGGCAGGUCAGCUGUCACCCAUCUACAGUUCCCAGCUGGAAACGUUUUCGUGAUUGAUCAGACACACUCGUAUGUGGACCAUGGCUACGGCGCAACAAUCCUGUCGGAGACCCUACGUGCCUUUAUCGCUUCGGAAUGGGGAUCUGUUACAGAUCGCAUCAAUUUAGGACCCGGAGAGCUCAAGAUUGGCCUAGAUGUCAAUCGGAAGACUGGAAUGAGCUUGUUUCGACCAGCCCAGCAGGAUCUGACGGUUUCGCUGGCGGACAACCUCAUUAAGCCAGAGCUGCCGGGGCAAGUAGCAGGCUUUCUUGAGAAGGCCACUACCACGCCAAUGGUCCGUCGAUUGGAAUUUGCUUCUAUGAAUGAUCUACAUUCCUUUGAAGAAGCGGUCACUGGGUUCCGUGUCAUCUAUGACGGUAAUGCUUCAUGUUUUGCUAUCUCUCGCCGUCGCAGCGUGGUUCCGAUUUACAAGAAAUGGGAGGCCAAUCUCGCACGCAUUCAGAUCGUGAAACAAGAGAAGAUCGUUCAGCUAGUUGCUUUCUUUUCAGAUUUCCAGCAUGGUACUUGCAUGAACUUCAUCCUCAAAGGCACUGAUCAUAUCGAGUCUUUUGGCCGAUCUGGCAAGUUCGGAAUUCGCAUUGUGGAUGCCAAAUUUGCACUUCCAAAGAAGGACGAUGAUGCGGCCUCCAACUUCGUGUGUCUGGACAUGCCCGAGUAUCCAAUCGAACAUGACGACCUCACUAUUACGUUCGAUUCGGAAGUUGACCGCACCAAUUUCAAGGUGGCUUUACCUGGAUCUGUCCGCGAACCCUCUCGCAUGGGAUCCCUGCGAAGAUGA
Penicillium pulvis is the source of this 3612-nucleotide messenger RNA. RefSeq lists its product as uncharacterized. NCBI's taxonomy places the organism in Eukaryota, Fungi, Ascomycota, Eurotiomycetes, Eurotiales, Aspergillaceae. Bases 1 to 3612 code for a protein of 1203 amino acids. The record is from RefSeq and is a predicted model, not a curated record. The transcript is spliced from 5 exons.